Messenger RNA from Tuber aestivum (summer truffle), 434 nucleotides. NCBI's taxonomy places the organism in Eukaryota, Fungi, Ascomycota, Pezizomycetes, Pezizales, Tuberaceae. The record is from the annotation of a GenBank genome assembly.
GUGUUUCACGCGGCCAACCGAGCUGCAACCUCCGCCCGUCUGGCACUCCCACCCAGACAACCGCUUUCCCAGGAAAACUUGCACACCUGUUGGCUUAUACUCCUUACCCCCACCUAUCUACCCCCUCCUAUGGUAGAUUCUCUACUUGGGCACCAAUUGAUGGAUGGCCAGGCUGUCAUGCUCUCAGCCGUCUGUGGGGAGGGGGCUGCUGGACCCCGAGAGCGAGUGUUGUGCCACCGUGUAAACCAUUUUUCCCUCGAUCCGCAAAGGUGGACCUGCCUGCUCGCCAGGCGGAAAGGAACCCAUCGCGUGGGUAUAAUUGUCCGGCAGGUUUUGUAAAAUACGGUACUGUACUGAGCCCGAUGCGUUAUGCUAUGGACACAGUUGACAAACCGCCUUUGUAUCUAGACUUCUGGUGCACAUCAAUGUUUUCC